Molecule: messenger RNA, 3048 nt
Organism: Gambusia affinis (western mosquitofish)
Lineage: Eukaryota; Metazoa; Chordata; Actinopteri; Cyprinodontiformes; Poeciliidae
Product: nuclear receptor subfamily 4 group A member 2-like
Exons: 10
Coding region: 711-2516 (601 amino acids)
Biological process (GO): dopaminergic neuron differentiation; cellular response to corticotropin-releasing hormone stimulus; regulation of transcription by RNA polymerase II
Cellular component (GO): nucleus; transcription regulator complex
Molecular function (GO): zinc ion binding; nuclear receptor activity; RNA polymerase II cis-regulatory region sequence-specific DNA binding
Source: RefSeq, a predicted model, not a curated record
CCCAGAAAUGUUCUUUUUUGUUUUUAAUAGAAAAUUGCUGGAUUUUUUGGGUGGAAUUGUUUUUUGUUUUUUAUAUACCUACCAUGACUCUAAUACAUCGUCGUGUAAAUUCACUGAAAAAUCAGUAAAAAAAAAAAACUAAACCUGAACAUUUUCUAACUUGUGAAUCUGUAGGUGUUGCGUUUAGCCAGCAGAGGGCGACUGAGCGCCAAAUACCGGGUAAAGUGCUGCGGGUGUCCUGAAGCGCUCCAGCACAGUCCAGUCAGAUGAGCUGUGGAAUUAUUUGUGGUUCAUUGAAAUGCGAGAAAAUGUCACCGUUCACCCGGUUUGCACCGUAGAGGUCAGAGUGCACAGGAAGAAGCUUCACCUGGAGCGCUCCCCGACCUUCAGAGGGAAUUUUUUUUUCUUCUUUUUUUGCUGCCAAACAAAAGAUGGAGGAGUGGAGGAAUCCUCUGCGAGGUGUGAGGAAGUCCUCACAACAUCGCUCCUCUUUUAACCCUGUAACAACGUUUUACCAGCGUUGCAACGAGGUGACGAGUUCAGCGGACGGUAGCUCCACCAGGGUGUUUGCUAAUUGCUGUCUCAAGAUGGCGCUAAGUUCACGGAGGCUUCUUGCAGCUGAAUUGUUGCCACGGGUGAUUAAAGGAUUUCUUUAAAAUGCCUGAAAGAAUCAAGACAACACUCCAGGCGGAUUCCUUUUUGUCAGCGUCAUGAUGCCAGCCGUCACCGAUGUUCACAAAAGUGGCACAAAGUACCACCAGCGGCCGGAUGCUGUUAAGGAGGUCAUGCCGUGCGUCCAGACCCUGUGUAGCUCCUCGCCACAAGGCGCCAGCCCCGCGUCUCAGAGCGCCGCCGCUGAGUGCAGCUGCGACUUCCUCACGCCGGAGUUUGUCAAGUUCAGCAUGGACCUGACGAACAGCGAGCUCUCGGCCGCCUCAUCCGGACCCGCUUUCGGCAACUCCGCGGACGGCUACGGCGCCGGUUACGACGCGAAGCCGCCAUGCGUCUUCCAGAUGCCCGCGGUCCAGGCGGAGCUGCCGUGCGUCAAAGUGGAGGAUGUGCACGGAUGUCCGCGCUAUCAGACUCCCCUGCAGUCAUCCCCCUCCUCGGAUGACUUGCUCUCCUCCCAGAGCUCCGUGUAUUACUACCGCGCGCCCUCACCGCACAGCUUCCACCCGCCACAUGGACACAUCUGGGAGGAUUCCGGCUCUCUGUACAAAAACGCGCUUUCCAGGUUUUCCUUGUUUUCUCUGAAGCACACGCCGCACGGCACCCAGAGCUUCCCCACCUGCCAGGUGAAAUUUGACGUCUCCAUGAACUUGGACGCGGGCGGUGGCGGGUCGCACCACCAACAAGGGAAAGCCCUCGGAAUGGGCUUCCCUCGCCCUCUCCAGUUCUCCCACAGCCACCACUUUAUGGAAUACCAGAGCUCUGUCGGAGUCGCGCGAGGAGCGAUGAGCUCGGAGGGGCUGUGCGCGGUGUGCGGGGACAACGCAGCCUGUCAGCAUUAUGGAGUCCGCACCUGCGAGGGCUGCAAGGGCUUCUUCAAGCGAACGGUGCAAAAAAAUGCCAAAUAUGUGUGCCUGGCUGCAAAAAGCUGUCCUGUGGACAAGCGACGGCGGAACCGAUGCCAGUAUUGUCGCUUCCAGAAGUGCCUGGCGGUGGGAAUGGUCAAAGAAGUGGUGAGGACAGAUGGUCUUAAAGGCAGAAGAGGUCGUCUACCGUCCAAGCCUCGAGCUUUGCCAGACUCGUUUUUACCUGGCAGCACCCUUCUGAGUGCUGUGGUUAGGGCACAUAUAGAGUCAAAUCCUCCAGCGUCUCGCCUGGACUACUCCAAAUUCAAGGAGAGUCCAGGUGACCCGCUGGGUGACGAUGCUCAACACGUCCGACAGUUCUACGACCUCUUGAUGAGAUCGAUGGAAGUCAUUCGGAGUUGGGCGCAGAGGAUCCCAGGUUUUUCCACCCUACCUAAACACGACCAAGACCUCCUCUUCUACUCAACCUUCCUGGAGCUGUUUGUCUUGCGGCUGUCGUACAGAUCCAACCCAGAGGAGGGGAAGCUGAUCUUCUGUGAUGGGUCGGUGUGGCAUCGGCUACAGUGCCUGCGAGGCUUCGGGGAGUGGAUUGACGGGAUUGUUGAGUUCUCCGCCAACCUGCAGAGGAUGAACCUGGACGUUUCCACCUUCUCCUGCAUCUGCACCCUAGCUUUACUCACCGUCUACAAAAUGAUUAAAGAUCUCCUUGUGGUUGUUGCUAAUGCUAAAUUUGGAACGCUCAGAGCGCCACGGGCUGAAGGAGCCAAAGCGGGUCGAGGAGCUGCAGAGCAACGUGGUCAGGUGCUUAAAAGACAACGAAGCCGCCGGUCCGGAUGGAGGCGGCCCGAACCGCUGGUCCAACCACCUGUCCAGACUUCUGGAGAAGCUGCCAGAACUUCGCACUUUGUGCAUCCAAGGCCUGCAGAGGAUUUUCUACCUGAAGCUGGAGGACUUGGUGCCGCCGCCGGCUGUGAUAGAUAAGUUAUUCCUGGACACGCUGCCAUUUUAGAGACUUUUUUUUUUUUCUUUAAAAAAAAACAACAACAAACAGAUGGAGGACUUUGACUUCUUCCUUCUGAAAUCAUCAGUGAUUCCUGGCAGUCUGAAGUCUUUGCUCAGCCUGAAUACGGUUUAAGAAUUAAAAUUCAUGUUGCUGGGUGAGUUUUUGGGCCAAACAAUUUGGAGAAAGCUGAUGAGUUUUGCCCACAGGACAUUUGCAACUUUUUAUACAGUAACUGUAAAUUAAGCACAGCUACAUGUGUGAACACAUUUUCCUGCCUGUAAAAAAGCAUUUUGAUACAAAACAAGCACUUCUUUUUUCAUGCUUCUAUUUAUUAGUGAAUUGUUAAGUAUUAUUAGUUACAAAAUGGUUCGCUGUGUUCAGUCUGACAGUCAUGUCCAUAAUUUAAUAAAGGGCAAAGUUCAAAUUAUGUUGUUUUUUUUUCUGAUUGACCUACUUUUAUUCAAACCUCAAUGUAUUUUAUUGAGAUUUCACAUGAGUGGAGCAUAAAUG